Molecule: messenger RNA, 1266 nt
Organism: Symbiodinium pilosum
Lineage: Eukaryota; Dinophyceae; Suessiales; Symbiodiniaceae
Source: the annotation of a GenBank genome assembly
AAACGCUGGGUGAAAGGUCUUUGGGUAGGCCGGCUGGAGCGCGACAACACCAAUAUCAUCCUCACAGAGGCUGGUGCCUUGACUGUGCGGUUGCGGGAAGCGCCGCCCCAGCGCAGCGAAGUGGUUGUUCUCCCGGCACCGCCGCGCAGAAACGACGAGCACAAGCGAGUGUACGAGGAAGACCGGUCGCGGCAGCCACCCGAGUUGGCCCACAACGACAUGGAGGACAUGCUAGCCGAUCUCGGCGAGGGCGCGGGCGCAGCCGCCAGCAGUGCACCGCCACCACCGGCAGCCAGCGCGGGCAGAACCGCCGUGAAGGCACCAAGGGUCGGAGCGAUCCUUGCCGAGGACCUUUGGAACAAAAUCCAGGAGUGGGGCAAACUCGGAAAAACCGGGCAAUCCGUUUGCAGAGCAAAGGUUCGCAACGGAAAAAACAGGGUUCUAGACCCGAAGCUCGUGAAGGAAGCGAGCGAAGCUCAGCUGCGCAAGCUGUGGAAGCUUGAGGCGUUUGCGCCGAUGGCCCGACGAACCGUCCCCAGAGGGUCACACGUUUUCCACCACACGUGGGUAAACGAGGCCAAAGGAGGCGUUUACAAGUCGCGCUUCACGUGUGCCGAUGUCAAGCACGGGUACACCGCCGAAGAGGAACCAUACCUCAAGGUGUUUGUGCCAACUCCGAUUCCUGAGGCACACAGCCUCCUGGAAGUCCGAGCGUUGCAGCACGGCCAUGCAAAGCGGAGGUCUGACAUCGUAGCCGCAUUCCUCAUCGGACAAGACCGGGGAGCGCAGACGGGUGAGUAUGUCCACAUGCGUGCACCGCCCGAAUGGAAAUCCAUCUAUGAAGAGUGGGUGCAGGAACUUCCGCCAGCCCAAAGGAUACCAUUCGAAGACGUGGUGUUCCGGCUGGACGGGAAUCUGUACGGCAGACAUACAGCAGGCUCGCUCUACCGAGACGAGCUUGCGGAAAUCCUUCGCGGCAAGCUGAAGAAGACAGGCAGGUACGACCUUCAUCGAGAAGUCAAAAAACUGUGCAUGAAAACAGGCCUGACAGUGGUCCACCACACAGAUGAUGGACGCCGUGCGGGCAAAAGCGCCCUCCUUGACAAGCUGCUGGACGAGGACCUCCCGCAGCACUGCGAGAUCACGUCUGCCUGGAGCCAUCCUUACGGCACCAGAUCCAGAACCGCACAGGGGGAUGUUCGGGGCCAGUGCAAUGUACGGUUCCAGUAUGCGCUCCCUCGAAUGUUUUGUCAAUUGGAUGCAUGA